Molecule: messenger RNA, 443 nt
Organism: Soboliphyme baturini
Lineage: Eukaryota; Metazoa; Nematoda; Enoplea; Dioctophymatida; Soboliphymatidae
Source: the annotation of a GenBank genome assembly
AUGAACAACGCCAGUAGGUGUCUUCCCAGCGAUGCGUUCCUGUGCGUCGAUCGCGGCCUCUUGUUGCCGCUGCUGGACAGGGGUCAGUGGGCGGCUAGCACCAGGGCUGUGUUCUACUUUAUCGGUCUGCUGUACUCGUUCGUCGGCGUGGCAGUGAUUGCCGACGUGUUCAUGUGCGCAAUCGAGCGCAUCACCAGCUCCACCCGCAAGAUCAGGGUCGUCUCUGUCGCCGUCCCCGGACAGCCCGUUGCCAGGUCCCCGGCUCUCUACCGAGACGUGCUAAUCUGGAACCCAACUGUUGCCAACCUGACGCUGAUGGCUUUGGGCAGCAGCGCGCCAGAAAUCCUCCUGUCGAUCAUAGAAAUUGUUGGUAAGUACUACAGACGCGCUGAGACCUCCUCCCUGUUGUUGCACUUACUCUGUUGGAGUUUUUUAUCUUAAUU